Telopea speciosissima is the source of this 1217-nucleotide messenger RNA. Its product is annotated as clavaminate synthase-like protein At3g21360. The transcript has 3 exons. The record is from RefSeq and is a predicted model, not a curated record. Lineage: Eukaryota; Viridiplantae; Streptophyta; Magnoliopsida; Proteales; Proteaceae. Bases 53 to 1054 code for a protein of 333 amino acids. Gene Ontology annotation, molecular function: oxidoreductase activity.
CUGCAACAAAAUCUUGGCGAGGAAGUCGUUAAUCGAAGCAAACGAAGCUAAAAUGCCAGUAGAAGGAGGAAAAGGAAGUUCCGGCAUGGGGUUGGUGGAAGUUAGUAUACCUCAUCAGAAAUCCUUUGAUGGGAUCCCCUUCCCAGCGAUUGUCUCUCCCGAAACUACUUUUGAUUUCGAUCUCCCUCGAUUCAUCGGCGCUAUAACCCAACACAAAUCAUGGCUAGAAAGUUUGAUCCAUACUAGCGGUGCUCUUCUUCUGAGAGGUUUCCCAGUCAUUACAGCUUCCGACUUCGAUCAUGUUGUCCAGGCUUUCGGUUACGACGAGUUACCCUAUGUUGGAGGAGCUGCUCCACGCACCAAAGUCGUCGGUCGAGUCUUCACUUCCAAUGAAUCCCCUCCUGACCAGAAAAUCCCCUUUCACCAUGAGAUGGCUCAGGUUCCUGAGUUCCCUUCCAAGCUGUUUUUCUUUUGUGAGGAAGAGCCAGCCAAUGGAGGUGAAACUCCCAUAGUUCUCAGUCAUCUUAUUUACAACAGGAUGAAAGAGAAGUACCCAGAAUUCGUUGAGAAGCUGGACGAGUUGGGUUUGAUUUAUACCAGGAUAUUAGGGGUCGGAGACGAUCCUUCUUCUCCCAUCGGUCGUGGGUGGCAAUCCACUUUCUUAACCACCGAUAAAAGCAUAGCAGAGGAAAGGGCUGCCCGACUAGGUAUGAAGCUGGAAUGGAUGGAAGAUGGAGUGAAAACAGUAAUGGGUCCAAUCCCUGCUGUUAAAUUUGAACAGACAAGAGGGCGCAAAAUUUGGUUUAAUAGCAUGGUAGCUGCUUAUACAGGCUGGGAGGAUGCACGGAAUGAUCCUGUGAAAGCUGUCACUUUUGGGGAUGGGACACCAUUGCCAUCAGAAAUUAUCUAUGAUUGCCUAGCAAUCCUGGAAAAUGAAUCUGUUGCCAUUCCUUGGCAAAAGGGUGACAUCCUACUAAUAGACAACUUGGCGGUCCUUCAUGCUCGACGAUCAUUCAAACCACCUCGUCGUAUACUGGCUUCACUAUGCAAGUAGUGUAGGCGCAGUUUCUCUUUUCCUGUGCACCGCUACCAACUUGUACUAUUAAUUACCUCCUACACACCAUUAUGCAUAAAUAAACAGAUAUGAGAGAAUAGUUACAAUUAAACUGCUUAUGUUUCUUAUUAUGGCAAAAGGUUCAUCACCAGUUGUUUUCAUA